Messenger RNA from Daphnia pulex (common water flea), 420 nucleotides. RefSeq lists its product as uncharacterized. The record is from RefSeq and is a predicted model, not a curated record. NCBI's taxonomy places the organism in Eukaryota, Metazoa, Arthropoda, Branchiopoda, Diplostraca, Daphniidae. Bases 16 to 420 code for a protein of 134 amino acids. The transcript is spliced from 2 exons.
CCAGCAGCAAAGAAAAUGAACGGGGCAACACCAAGAGAAGAGCUUCUACCCGCAGGGCCUAGUCGAAUAGAUCUUGAGGUUGGAGAUUCUGCUUGUGAGUUUGGAUCUCUUCCUAAACUGUCAGAGUUAUUAAUGGAUACCCCAUCCACUCCAAUGAAUCCACCAUUAUUGCCUUUGGUACGAAAAGGUAGCAAUACUCCUGUGGUCAAACGAGAUCUUAAGAAGGCAGAAAAAACAUUUGAUGAACUGAAGAAGACAAUCACGCCUUCUGCGAUUCGCCGACCAAUCACCAAUACUGGAUGCACAAAACCACCCGAGGCCCAAAGGUUACGAGAAGAGGAUAUUGAAAGUUUCAAGGAAUUGCUCGCCGAACAAAAGAGAAGGACAGAAAUGGCAGCCGAACAGGGAGAACCCUGGUAG